Trichoderma asperellum CBS 433.97 is the source of this 386-nucleotide messenger RNA. RefSeq lists its product as uncharacterized. Lineage: Eukaryota; Fungi; Ascomycota; Sordariomycetes; Hypocreales; Hypocreaceae. The record is from RefSeq and is a predicted model, not a curated record. Gene Ontology annotation, biological process: mitochondrial electron transport, cytochrome c to oxygen.
GCCACCCGCACCACCUCCAUGGUCGCCCGCCGAGGCUUCCACACCACCCGCCCUCGCAUGUCCUCUCCCUACCACUACCCCGAGGGCCCCUACUCCAACCUGCCCUUCAACCCUCGCAGCAAGUACUUCGGCGCCGGCUACUGGACCUUCAUGACCGUUGGCUUCUUUGCUCCCUUCGGCAUUGCUGUCUACCAGACCUACAAGACUCAGUAAAUUGCUGGAUCGAUUCGAAAUAUCGUUGUGGGUUGGAUGCUAGGCGUCGUGCUGUACGGGUAGCGAGUUGUUGGAAUGGAGUAAAUAGCUCGAAUAGACGUGAGGCCAAUUGCAGUCACAUAUGUAAAAUAUCUUUUGUGCCAAAUCUACUUUGCGACCAGACCUCUCUUGGG